This is a messenger RNA of Prorocentrum cordatum, 344 nucleotides long. Lineage: Eukaryota; Dinophyceae; Prorocentrales; Prorocentraceae. The record is from the annotation of a GenBank genome assembly.
GAGCGAUCUCGGAGCUCGGAGCCCCCCUCUGGGGCACGGGGUCCUGGGAGCGGUGGCCGCUGGAGGCGGGGCGCCGAGGAGCGGAGAAGGAGGGGGAGAGAGAGGAGGAUCAAAAUGCGGAGGGGGGGGAGCGGCUGCGACGGAGAGGUGUCGUGCAACGGGCGCGCCCCGAGGCCGGCCGCCGCCCUCUCGCCCGCGGCCCUACCGCUGCCGGCGCCUGCGGGCGCCGGGCCCGGGCCGCGCGGCGGCACCCGGAGCCUGCAGAGGUUCGGCCCCGCGGGUGCCGCGGGCGCCGCCCCGAAGGAGCUGGGGCCGGUCCUGCCCGAACGCGCCGCAGGCCGCCC